Molecule: messenger RNA, 7411 nt
Organism: Hylaeus volcanicus
Lineage: Eukaryota; Metazoa; Arthropoda; Insecta; Hymenoptera; Colletidae
Product: forkhead box protein D3-like
Exons: 1
Coding region: 1091-2158 (355 amino acids)
Biological process (GO): cell differentiation; regulation of transcription by RNA polymerase II; anatomical structure morphogenesis
Molecular function (GO): DNA-binding transcription factor activity, RNA polymerase II-specific; RNA polymerase II cis-regulatory region sequence-specific DNA binding
Source: RefSeq, a predicted model, not a curated record
UUCGCCUCGUAGACGGUCCUCCACGGUGCUGGCACACUCGCAAUCGCGCUUCGUAACCUUCGACCGCGUAUCGCGCACCUAACCUCGUCCGCAACUGCUCGCGCGACCAUAAAACGACCGUCAGACGCAGUGACAUCGAGGAAUAAACAAGAGAACUCGCGAUUCUUAACUAUCCCACUGAAGUUCAUCGUGUUGAGUGAUUCAGUUAAAUGUAACAGGAAUUUUUAGUUCGCGUACACGUGAAAUGUAAAGACGCGAUUAGCUGGAACAGUUCGCGCGCGAUCGACUUCGCGAGAAUCUCUCGAAUCGAUAACCCGCGAGCAUGAGCGAAUAUCGUGAUGGUCCGCGAAGAUCCCAACCGAUGACUGCUAACGAUAAAGCUCUCUGAGUGCGUUACUGCAACCGAUCCCGACAUCCUUGAGACGCCGUUGCUCCGCCGGCGCGUGGAUGACGGCGAACGGGCCAAGAAAAAAUCCUCGUUAUCGUUGUGGAAACAAACUAUUAGCGUAAGAUAGCAUUUCGUCGGAGCCGGCGCGCGACAGUUGCUCCGGUAAAAUAUGCCCGAGGAGGAACGUCCACGGUGCAUCGCGAUUGUUCAGUGAUUCCAAAGACGUUGUUAAGUGUCACCUGACCGAGUGCCAGUGAUGGACAUUGCCUGGACAACGACUACCAGGUAGAUCUGCCAACAAGUCGAGCAUCGAAGACGUGGAGGAACGUUGUAUCAAAAGCGAAGCUUUAUGAAGACAUAGAGGGACGUUGCAACAAAGACAGGACUUCUUCGAGACGUAGAAGAUAGAAGAAGAUAUCAAAGAUAGAACCUGAUCGAGACGUAGAGGGACGUACUAUCACUUGGACGACGUGUAUUUCAGUGCAACAACGUGUAGAAAGAAACAAGCAUCAGUUCGAAGCUCAAAGUACCACCAGGUGAAUUCAAGGCGCACAUGUUCAAGCAGCCAGGGUCCCAAUCGGCGCCGAGAGCAGCAGAGAACCGCCCGAGGAAAUGACAAGUGCCCUGAACGAAGAGGUCCUCAACGACCCGAGGAAUUAGGUUCCCCGCGAACGACGUGAAUGUGCCCACCGAGCGAUCACGAUGGAACCGCGUGGGAUGAUGAUGUCGAACCUGUCGUGCGACGGCUGCGCGGACAGCGAUCGGGAUUCCGACAGCAGCAGCAUGAUCGUGGACCCGGUGAGUCUCGACAAGAACGAUUUGUCGCCGUCCCAGUCGUCGUCGAGCCCCAUAAUCCCCAGCUCCCCGGUGCCGGCCACGUCCUCGCGAAACCGCGGCGGUAGUCGUAGCAAGAAGAACUACACGAUGAUGUCCGCGAACGGUCAACAGAAGACGGCCACGGCGGGUCAGGCGACCUCCUACGGGAACGACAAGAUGUCCUCAUCCCUGAUCAAGCCACCGUACUCCUACAUAGCCCUGAUCACGAUGGCGAUACUCCAAUCGCCCCAGAAGAAACUCACCCUGAGCGGGAUCUGCGAGUUCAUCAUGUCGCGGUUCCCCUAUUACCACGACAAGUUCCCAGCUUGGCAAAACUCCAUCAGACACAACCUUUCCUUGAACGACUGCUUCAUCAAGAUACCCCGCGAGCCUGGAAACCCAGGUAAAGGGAAUUACUGGACCCUGGAUCCCCUGGCGGAGGACAUGUUCGACAACGGAAGCUUCCUGCGUCGCAGGAAGAGGUACAAGAGGCCUCCGCCUCAUUACGUCCUUCGCGAUCGAGCGAUCAUGGCCACUUUCGCCAUCUGCGGCGAUCGAGGACCCUGUCCAGGUGGCGGUGGCGGUCAUCCAGGGGCCCUGGGCUACCCCAGCGCGGCGUACCUGUCCCCACCACCUGGUCUGCCGCUGCUGGACUUCUCACCUUCGACUCUGGAGGCUUUGAAGCUAGGAGGCUUCCUAGAACCGCCGCCACCGUUGUAUAAACCAGUACCCAUCAGCGCUCCGCCGAUCAGGCAGCUGGACCCAACGCCCACGAGGUCAACGACGAUACCAACGAGUCAUCCCCCGGUGGACAAGAAGAGGAACUUCAGCAUCGACGCUCUGAUAGGGAAACAGGCCGCCAGCGAUCAGAACUGCGGCGGGCUGCUGGACCUCAGCCCGACGGAGCAUAGAGAGAUCAGAAGUCAGGCGUCGGCGUUCUCGCCUCUGAUCUAGAAAACACGGCGGAUGGAUCUCGAAGCUUCUGGUCUCCGAACUUUCGCAACAAAGGGUUUUGGUUCAGAGGGUUGUCGUUACUCGGGUGUCGAGUCUAUGGUCGUGGCUAAUUGUUUUUAGCUGAGAUAUUUGACGAGACUGGUCACCGGACGUGAUCGACGAGGACGCGACGUCCCUGGCCGAGAAGAGCUUCCAAGAGUUUUGGGGGUGUAUUUGAUCUUUCCUCUUCUAGCAAAGGAAGACGAUGAGCUUGGAAGAUGUUUGAGAAUCGCGAGACUCUAACGAGAUGCAAAACAAUUCAAUCCUCCCCGGCUGAGACUUAAUGUGUCGUCAACAGUCUGAUUGUCAAUGUUACGAAUAUUCAAAGCGAAUCGCGAGUGGCGCGAUGGAAAGUAAAACGAUCUCAGAGGACCUGCUCACGAUACCAAAGUAUAGUCGAUGAACUUGUUACGAUUAAUUACGACUUGUGUAAAAAGACGCGGAUAGGAGAAACGAAUAAUUGUAAAAAAAAAAGAAGUGUAGUGCAAUAGUGUAGUGAUUUGUUUAAUAUACCGAAAGCGUCCCUCCGUUCGCUGACGAUCGAACGAUUCUUAGUGACUGUACUACCCUCGAGUGGUGAUGGGACCGAGCCAAUGACACGCGUAUCAAUUGCCAAGCGUUUUGUUGAGAUAUCGAAGUUGUCGUUGGUAUUAAUAAGACGUGCUUGACAUUUCUUGUAGUAUCGAUACGAUUCAAGCAUCAUCGAGGCCUCGACGAGAGACGUAGGUAGUCUGACAGCGGAGUUGUCGAUCAUUCGAUUAAAUAUGAAUACAUUCUUAUCUGGAUUAUUUUUUCCCGGGUGUGAACAAUUACAGGUGAUCAUUCAGAAAUUUAUUGAGUAAAUCUCUCUAGAUAUAUAUUUAUUUCUAUAUGUCUAGAAGAAUUAUUUUCAUCUUGAAAAUCAAUUGGUCAAAAAUAAAUACAAAAACAUUUAGGACACAUUGAUGUAGAUAAUGAUUAAAAUAACUUAAAAGAAGUCUUUACGUGAAUUAACUUCGAUAAUUUCAAAUUUCAUUUAAAUAACUUUUAAUAAAAUUUGAAGCACUGUACCGUCACGAAAACGUACAAUUAUGUUAAAUAAUAAUGCUUGCAGCGGCUGUUUUUCGUCUAACAAUCAUCAACUGUAAUUUCAUUUCCAAUUUAUAGUAAUUUAAAUCUCCAGUAACUUUAUUUAUCUCCAACCUGAUGCCACUGAUAGGUAUCGAUACGACACGCGUCUCAAGUCUCUAAAAGCCGUAUGAGGAUGUUCCUCGGAUGCGAGGGUAUCAAUGGCAAACGUAAAUGUACGUAUCAAACCAGUCCCAUCACCGCACUUGAUUCAUUUCGAUCGAAAUACGAUGUUCCAUUUCUCCCAGUCUUUCGUUCCUCGCGUUCUACUCGCUUGGUCCAAGAAUCAGCAGCCCCCCAGCACGUUGGCUCGUUCGUAAACGAUCGAUUAAUAUCGGCAUUGUAAAUACACACCCCCUCACGGACAAAUCUUUGCUCAGCUUUCUAUUGUUUGCGAGUGAGUGAGUGAGAGGCGGAGAGACUGGUAUCGAGUGACGGAAAGAGACGGGAGGUCAGUUCACUCGAACGGAUUUAAUGUAAAGCUCGAUUCGCCGUGUUCUUUGGGCAAGUAGACGUUUAGUGUACAUAGCGAUGCGAAAUAUAGGAAGCAUUUUCUGUAACGAAUAUUUGUUACCAUGGUGAACGAGAAAUUUCAAAAUGUUCUGGGUAAAGGUAAACGAGGUAAAUGGACCGAUCAUCGACAUGGCUAUUUUGUAACAAUUUGCACGAUAAUAAAACACUUUAGAUACCAUUGUUGGUUAUAUUAUAGCGUGAGAAGAUGUUAUUGGGUAAUAAUAGGACCCUUUGAAACCAUUUAACGAGAAUGUCAAUGUUAAUAAAUUUAAUGUAUGGUUUAUUGAAAUUAAAAAGCAUAAUGCUCUCGUGAAAUUUUUACCAAAUAUGUUAUUCAAAUAAUAACGAAUUGUGCGUGUCGAUGGCUGGGCUGUCGUGGAAAUUAGGUUUGCAUUUACCUCGCCUAUCGUUGUUUCUCGAGCAUCCGUCUUAUCUUCCGUUUUUUAAUCACGAUGUUUGUUAUGCAACGAAACGCAGACUUCUCACGGGCUGGGAGAUAGAUUAAUCCCGGACUCGCCUACUUUAUUGGCAAUGAAAAUGUUGACGUUCUACGCGAGAGGCAACCUCGCGAGCGGUUUUCGAUUUAAUUAAUCGGAAGUGCGAUCCAUCGAGUGAUAGAGUUAAUAUCGCUCGAGAACUCGAGCAUGCUAAGUUAAACCCCGGGUGGAGAUACUGCUAAGAUUAAAUUUACGGUAUCAGAUAAGUGGUUCAUUUUCCUAAAUUUUCCAGAAACAAGAUUCAUCUAAACAAAAUAAUCUAACAACUCCAAAAUGUAUUAUUCGGCGAUCAAAUUUUGUAUGGAAUUAGUAUUUCUGUGGACUGAUUUAUUCCAGAAUAAUUGGGUAGGUAAGUAAUACAUUUUCGAAUGAGAUGUAUUAUUUUUUAACGAUACUGUGUACAAAGUAGAAAUAUUAUUAAUCAUGUCGAGAUCCUCUGAUCGAUCUUAAUCAAUUCAUUGUUCUCUUUAUGAUCAUUUCUUAAAAGCAAUGUGAAUCUACAUAUUUUAUUGAUUUGACAGUGUUUUCGUGCAGUAUUCCGAAAUAGUUAGUAGCCAACCUAACAGACAGGAACAAUUCAUAUAAUUCAACAAGUGCUCGAAUCCUUUCAGUUCUUUUUUUUUCCAAUCGAUUUAUUCAGAUUUUUUUUACCCCAAUUCUCUACGAUCCCAAAAGAGCAAAAUAUUAAAAUCAAAACAACAUUUUUUUUUAAUGGAACGCAUAAAAAUGAUUAAUACUGUGCCUCAAAUCACUGGAAUUUAUUCGUAUGACGGAUAUUGCAUACCAGAAAAGGCAUCUCACUCGUACCGAAAAAAAUUACAAAAAUAAACCUGUAACAGCCAGAGCACGAUUUUCCAAACGUUUAUAGCAUAUUCCAAUCACUGCAAUUAAUUCUUUCGUUCACAUGGACGAUAUUAAAUUUUAUAGAGAAUAUUCUUUAAUUAAUCGACAACUGUUAAAGUAACCUUCCUGGUUUCAAAAAAUAUACAAAAAGUGCAAUAAGAAUCCAAUGAGAAUGCAAUUCUCAUUGGAAAUAUUUUUUUUCUCCCUUCCAGUGCGAUAUUAAUUUUAAUCUAAUUAAUUAACGAUUAUCCGGCUGAUUUCUUUGAUCGUAAAUUGUAAACAGAGGCUCGGGAAAUUUUUCAUCCGUAAGGCACAGGAAUACAAUUUUCCAAUCACUGGGAGCAUUUUCGUUCGCUGGCACGUAGAACGGGAUCUUUUUUGUGAGAAUUCUUUUCCGAUCGAUCGGCGAAUAUUAACGUGGUCCUAAAUUAAGGACCUGCACGGGUGCCAAAAAUUCGAUGGAUCCAAUAAAAUCGCGCGAAGAAAGGUGGGGAAAAAUGACGAAAAAGCGAUUUUAAACGUUUCAAAACGCGCACGCAGAGAUUCACGAGAAAAAGAGAAUGGAAUAAUUUGCAAUUAAUCCCCUCGAUGAUACGCAUCCAUGACGAGUACGUGCGUAUUAGCCUGUAUACACACACACACACACACGCACGCACGCACGCACGCACACGCACACACGCACACACAGAUAGACACAUGCAAGUCAGCUAGUGAAUUUCCCUCGACAUAGGAUGACAAUUGCGAGAUAAGGUGCGCGAUGCACGACAGUGGAACGAAUCAGUCCGAUCCGCGUUUCCCCUUGCGUCAGAGACGGAAGAGGUCUUCUUCUUUUUCCCCUCGGCCCUUCGAGGACCGAAAUUCCUCUAGACAAUGGUUUUUAUACACUUAUGGGGUACGUUGAUAUAACAAAAAAAUAUGAAAAUUGUACUCAGAAUCAUAAAAAUUAAUGUUUAAUUUUGCGAAUGUAUUUCACUAUGUCUUUCACAGUAUAAUGAUUAUAACAUACAGUCUGAGCCUCACAAAUUUUAAAAUAAAAUGUUAGAAAUAUAUUUAGUUGAGAUCAAGUUAUUUUUUUUUUAUUAUUGUGAUAAUUGUAGAAACAAGAAGUUUCAUGGGGCAGUUUAUUUGAUCUAUUUUGCCCUAAUUUAGAACGGAUUGAAAGAUAAACAAUUGAACAAAAAAUGCUUGUGAAAUUGUUGAAAGAAGAAUGGUACUUUUCGUUUCUAGAAUGUAUCCAGUUAUUCAAAAUAUGAUUGUGCUUCCACUGGCGCUUCCAAUGUUGAAUAUUUUUAAAACCGAAUACCGUUUUACUUUUUCGUUUCGAGGCAGUUCGAGGCGCGCGAAGAACGCCCUGUUAUCAUCAACAUUUAUGCAAAAUCGGAUUACAGAGCUCGCGUGACUUAGACGCGAAUGACGUUUGACACGAUAACGAAAAUUAUUGUUCUGAUAAUAGAGCCGCACCUCGUAUCGAGAUAAAUCUGGAUUCCGUGUAUCGGUUCGCAACAAAGUUGGUGAUUGCUCUGCGAUUACAUUUCCGAUGUCGGAUUAAAUACUGUAAACGUGAACUGUACUUUUAAUCUGCGAGUAUGAAUCGAUAAUUUCUGUUAUCUUUCACGAGUAAUCGUGAUUAUUCGUUGGUCACUAAUCACGGUUAGUGAGACUUACGAAUCAUCGUUUAUUAUUCAUGGGAAAUUAAUCGAGGUUUAAUCGCUAUUUCACUGCUCAUCGAUCAUUCGUUUAUCUUAGUCUGAUUUUGGAUAAGAAAUAAUUUAGGCUGAAUCAUCGUCAGGACCGUUUCAAACAAUUUCUGGAUACUUUGUGAUGAAAGUUUCUUUUAAAUCGAAGAAAUAUCAGAGAAGAUCGCGUAAGAUCAGGAUUCAAGUACAAAGAAUAAUUUAUUUUGAUAGACUUUCGUACUCGAGAGAAUUACAUCUGAUCUGGAACGAGUAGAGCGCGACCUUUAGUUGAAUGUAUCAUAACAAACACGAAUGUCACGCGAUUUUUAAGAAGUAUUAUUUCGAAUGUAUAUUUCCCAAAUGUCAUCGAGUUUCAGCUGUCGUGUUAUAAGGUAUUGUGAGGAAAUUCAAGCGAUACGUCUGUUUGUUCCUUUACUAAAUAAGUACCGACGCCGUAAUGUAUGUUUAGUUAUAGGUUUAUCGUUAAACUUGUCUCUCGUAGAUUUAGUAAGUAUUAUACGUGUCAAGAUGAUAGAUUUAUAAUAACGUGUAAUAAUGUCAACAAUAAAGUACUGUUA